This is a messenger RNA of Sitophilus oryzae (rice weevil), 1749 nucleotides long. Its product is annotated as phospholipase A2 isozymes PA3A/PA3B/PA5-like. Gene Ontology annotation, biological process: phospholipid metabolic process; arachidonate secretion. Gene Ontology annotation, molecular function: A2-type glycerophospholipase activity. Lineage: Eukaryota; Metazoa; Arthropoda; Insecta; Coleoptera; Curculionidae. The record is from RefSeq and is a predicted model, not a curated record. The coding region runs from base 174 to 764 and encodes 196 amino acids. The transcript has 5 exons.
UGGACUAAGGUUGCUUUGGAAUCGACACUGGGUUAUACUUCCGUCAACUCAGCGAUGGAAAACACUUUAUACAAUUGAUUUACACCGAUCGGAAACAAUUGAAAGACUGCGAAUUCGGCCAUCGCCGAGACCAAGUUUUACCGUUCCUAGAAAGUUUUAAAAGUGAUUUAAAAAUGUUGACGGCCACGAGUAACGUGACGAUUGAAUCGUUGGACAACAAAACUCUACCGGCCGAAUACAGGUGGAUGAAUUAUACGUUACUUCGCCAGGAGUGUCACAAGAAGCAUACCGAAUUAAAAAAGAUGUUAAAGGGACAGGAAGAUACAUUCUCAAAUGUGACGUAUAGAUCUAAGCGGGACAUUACCGAUAUAUUUAGAGUUCCUGGUACCAAAUGGUGCGGCAAAGGAUAUUCAGCCGAUAAAUAUACACGUUUGGGAGGAUUUUCCAGAACAGAUAGGUGCUGUCGAAAACAUGAUCUGUUCUGCCAUUUCUGGAUCGGAGGAUUUCAAACGAAAUAUGGAUUAUUCAAUUGGAGAUUGAAUACUUUAAUGCACUGUAACUGUGAUGAAAGAUUCCGAGCAUGCCUAAAGAUGGUCGGAACCAGUGAUGCCAACCUAGUAGGAAAACUAUUUUUUAACGUAGUCCAGACGAAGUGUUUCGUCCUCAAACCCAAGAAGAAAUGCGUGAGGACAUCGUGGUGGGGCAGUUGUGAAAAACACAAGAUGAUCAAGCAAGCCAUUCUGAAGAAUAAUAGACCCUAUUAAUAUGUAUCAAUGUUAGGCAAUAAUAUAAAAAAAGACCUAAAUAUUAAAAAUAUGUGUAAUUUACAGUAAUAGCUAUGCAUUUAGGCGUAGGUGUUAGGUCUUGAUAUUUAGGUCUUUUUCAAGUUAAUGUUAAAACAUUUAAUGUAAAUUCAAUUACGUCGGUUGUAGCAAUAAUUGUUCUGUAUAAUAUUUUCAACUAAGUUUUCUUUUAUUUAUUUCUUGAUUUAUAUCGAUUUUUUUCGAAAAUGUAGGUACUUAAAAGCAAAACUUAAUUUACAAAAAACGUUUUAAGGUCUCUGUUUAAUUUCAAAGGCAUCAGCAAUACAUUAUUGUCCAAUUCUAUUCGUAUUCAAGUGGAAGAUUCUUAAAAAGUCUGGAUAUUUCAUCUGGUUGUAUAAACAUCCAUUAUAGAAAUAAAUAAAUUUAUUUAUUGUACACAUCACUGCCUAGAAUAGAAGAUAAAACUAUCUUCUUUUUCUUGUAAGAUAGAAUCUCUAACUUCUUUCUAACUUAAUGAUAUUACGUUUAUGUCCAGUUCCUUAAUUUAAUGCAUUCAGAAAAUAUACAAAAAUGUACAACCUGGUAUCUCAAUCAAAAAUCUUCGGAUUGUCACGGUUUUUAACAGGACACUAUCUCCUCAACGAACACCUCAGUAGAUUUAAACUAAGAAGAAAAUAGACAUCUUAUCUGAUAGUCAAGCAACACUAAAAGCAAUCAACUCAGUAACCAUCAAUUCGAAAUUGGUCAUUCAACUAGAAAAACUGAACAAAUUUGGAAAAGAAAAUAAAGUCCUCCUACUCGGAGUACCGACCCACCAUAGGAUAGAAGAUAAUUAGAAAGCCAAUGAUCUAGGUAGAAAAGCAGCGAACGCUCCACUAACUGAACCAGAAUCGUUCUGCUUCCCAAGUGGAAACCAACUUAAAGCGGAACUCAAGAACCUGGAAGACUCCAUCCGUAACCUGGAAUGGGAAUCCUCCAACGGUCG